Molecule: messenger RNA, 1345 nt
Organism: Brassica napus (rape)
Lineage: Eukaryota; Viridiplantae; Streptophyta; Magnoliopsida; Brassicales; Brassicaceae
Exons: 5
Coding region: 252-854 (200 amino acids)
Source: RefSeq, a predicted model, not a curated record
GAGGGCAACAACCCAUUCAGAAGAUGUCGCCACAUAAAUAAAAGUAAAAAGCCUUCUCUCCUCUCUUUCAGUUUCGACAUUCCCCAGAGUCUCUCCACUUUUUGUCUCCAACCAAACAAACCUUUCUUCAUCGUGAAACAGAGCAUAACAGAGAACACAACAGAGACGUUCGACUCUCUGUCUUAAUCUCCCACUAAAUCCUUUGUCUGAAUUCCAAAGUAACUAAAUCCUUUGUCUGAAUUCCAAAAUCGAUGGAAACCGCUAGAGCAAUUCCGGUUCAGGAAACCGGGUCAGGAUAUCAACCCCCUGUUAAUCCAGAUGGAUUUGUGACGAUCGAUGUCGAAAGUUUCACUCCUGUUUUUAACAAAGACUUCUCUUCGUCGAGUCCCAGAAUUACUCUGCAGAGAAGUGUUUCGAGGAAAGGGUCUCCAAGAAGCAAUAACAACGAGAGGAAACUCCAUUGUGACGCAAAUGGUAAUGACAGUGAGACCUCAUUUCCUCAGUCCCCACUUAGAGGAACAAGCACGCCGGAAAAGAUGAGCAUCGUGGGGUCCACAGAUAAUGCAGGUACGCCCACAGCCACAGCCACCGCUGUUUCAGCCUCACCGCUUCAUCAGAUCACCAUUACUACGGCUGCGGCCACCGCCGGGAAUAUGAUAUCCGAUCAAAAUAGAGAAAGAAGAUUUGGUUUUGCGAGGAAGUCGAGUUUUAAACGCUCUCACACAUCUUGGUUGUUUGAUCCCAAGAAAGUCGUCCUCUUCUUUGCAACUUUGUCAAGCAUGGGAUCAAUCUUGUUAAUCAUAUUUACUCUCUCGAUCAGCAAGUCUAAUCUUGGAGAUAUGCCUCUCGAAUAAUAGUAAAAAUACAAGAAGAUAUAAGAGAUGGACCGACCUCAGUUUGUGGCGUUAGAGCGUACCACAAUCUCACCGACCUACAUUUGAGGAGAUGAAUCAGAGGAACAUUACAAAAAAAACAAAGAGCGUAAGGUUGUGAUAAUAAUUAUUUUGUAUAGUUUUUAUUUUUUAAAAUGGAAAAAGGAAACAUCAAGAGAAAGUGAGAAGUGGGCACGCACGAGAUCAUAUGAAUAUUGGAAAAGAAAGCUUAAGACAAGAGUUUAUGACUGUUGUGACAAAGACAGAGAAUCUUCUCUUCUGUUCCUUUUAAUUAAUUUCUUUGUUUUUUCUCAGUUUAUUUUGCCUAGUUAUUGUGUUUUUCAUUUUGUUGUAUUUCUUUAUGUGCAUGUAUAUUAUUGACAUGAGUAUCUUUAGUUUUGCUUCGGGUUCACAUAGAGAUAAUUUGAGUCGUGUAAAAAUUGAAUGAAAUUGAGUUAUUCGCUCGUGUGCUA